Molecule: messenger RNA, 2660 nt
Organism: Cydia pomonella (codling moth)
Lineage: Eukaryota; Metazoa; Arthropoda; Insecta; Lepidoptera; Tortricidae
Product: GDP-D-glucose phosphorylase 1
Exons: 6
Coding region: 461-1537 (358 amino acids)
Biological process (GO): glucose metabolic process
Cellular component (GO): cytoplasm
Molecular function (GO): GDP-D-glucose phosphorylase activity
Source: RefSeq, a predicted model, not a curated record
UGGUAGAGCCGGCAGAUGAUGAGAUGACCGAACGAGAUGCUCUUAUGGAAAUUUCAGUAGGAGUAGCAGAGAAAGCGCUAUGAUUGUUUGUCCUUGUCACAGUUUCAUUUUUUUUUAUUCCCCACCGUCAAAUUUUGUAUGGCUUAUGGUGGGCAACAAAUAACCCGACCAAAUUACGUAGGUUGUUUUUGGUAUCUUGUCAGGAAGUUUAAAACGUGUUCUUAAUUUGGCACAUUGCGUAUGCGUCCCUCACUGGCUAUCUAUGAGCUUUAGUUACGUUCUUUGUUUUGCAUACUCUGUGGCUGCACGGCUGAGUUUGACAUUGACACUGACAUUUUAUUUCGGUCAUUGGUCACAUGUCAGUGUCACAUUGAAUUGGUGUUCGGUGUAAACUUUGUAAAUAUCUACUGCAUAUUUUUUUCGCAAGUUUAAAUACUUACGUUUGUUUAACUAAGUAAUUAUGUUUACUAUCACAAUCCCAUCAAAUUAUUCAGAGACUGCACAAGAGAUUAAAAAUAUCGACAGCAGCCGCUUCAAACAGCUGCUUAAAACUAAAUGGGACGAAAUUCACGAUCAACCUGAUGUUUUUCGCUACAAAGUUAACAAAAUGAAAGAAAGAAUUGUGGAUAAUAGAUACAUACUUCUGUUGAAUCCAGACCGUGGAUUCAAGAGAAGAGAGCCAGAGUACAUAGACAGUAUCCACAAGCCCUAUAACCCUAAUGAGUUUAACUUCAACAAGACAUCUUCAAAGGAACAUUUGUUUACUAUGCAUGAAAACAAUAGUACAGAUGCACACUUGUUUCUAGUAAAUGUGAGUCCCAUAUCCCGGUACCACACUCUGCUGUGCCCAUCGGUCAACAAAUGUCAGCCUCAAGUUGUGACUGAAGACAGCAUAAGACUCGUUUUAGAAGUCAAGUUCUUGGCGCAGGAUUGUGAUCUAAAAAUUGGAUUCAACAGUCUCUGUGCUUUUGCUUCUGUGAACCAUCUACAUUAUCACUUAAUGUAUGAAAAGAAUACAUUUCAUGUUGCAACUGAUAAAUGCAUCCACCUAAAAGGUCCCCUCUAUAUAAUAAAUAACAUCGUACCAGCCUUCUGUUUCCAAGUGACGAAAGAAAGAAAAAUCCAAGCAGUUAAAGACAUCUUCAGACUGACUGAAUAUCUCGUGUCUAAGUCUAUAGGACAUAACAUAUUAGUUACUGAUGGGGAGCCUGUGGUAUCAGGGUGUAUGGAAGUGAUACCAGGGUGUAUGCAUGUGGUACCAAGGUGUAACGAUAUGGUACCGAAUUGUAACGAUGAGGUACCAGGGUGUAAGGAUACAGAGGUGGUGAGGGUACUGGUGACGCCGAGAUUGAGCACUGCUGGUGUUAAAAUGCUGACGUCGUUCAAUGUUGCUGUUUUGGAGCUGAGCGGAUGGUUUCCCGUGUUUAAUCCUGAGUAUUUUGAUACAGUCAGUGCGACGGAUUUGGAAAAAGAAUUGGGUAAAUGGAAGUUACCUAAUUUUGAAGAAUUAUGUGGUGAAGUUAAAUCAUUGUAUUAAUUGUCUGUGAAACCUAUAUGUUAUUUAUGUGUAUAUUAUACCUAAGGCUAAGUAAAAGUACAAAUGAAAUUAGGAAAUAAAUCCUCUGAUAAAUUGUCUCUUUAUAAAUGACGGAUAGGGACGAACUUUUACCAGGCUGAUGUAUAAUAAAUCGUAAAGAAUUAAAAAUGGAUUAGUUAUGGAGCUGGGGGCCGAAUUUUGAUUUUCGAGUGCUCGAUUUCGUGUAAUUCCAAUUUAUCUCCACUACUAGGCAUUUCAAUUCUACUAAUAUAAUUGAAAAGGAUUGGUCAAUACCACUGGAUUCCCAAUUUCUAUUGCUCGUAUUUCUAAAAUCCGUGCGCGUUAGAGGGUCUGCCAUCUUGUGGCCUGAAUCGGAACCAUAAACAUGCACAUGUACACGUCACGUGUUUUCUUGUGCAUAGUAGGAUCUGCCAUCUUGUGGGCUACAUCGGAACAAAAACAUCACAUUUACGCCUCGCGUCAAAAAUCUGACGGCUCAAUUCGCCGUGUUCCACAGAUUUUUGAGUGACGAAUUCGAGCGCUCGAAAUUAAAAAAUCAGCUCCCAGAUCUGUCAGUGUCAAAAGUGACGUUUUUGGUCGAAAAAACACGAAUCACGGUUUAUAUCCCGGUCGAUUUAAGUCUAAAGAGGUGGCCAUCACAUUUAUUUUUAAAACUAUACCUAUCCAUAGACAAUCUUUUAAAAUGUACUUAUUAAAAAUAUAUUCACACAUUGUAUGAAAUGUUGUAUACUUAAAAUAUUCAAUUUCGUAAAUCGUCUUAAGCCCACGCCGACAAUUUAAAAGUUUAAAUCUAUUUUUAAUUAGUAAAUUUAAAAAGUAAGUAAGUAAAUCUCUUCCCGCCACCUCUUUGUUUCAUAUUUAUCUAUUGAAAAACUUAUCUAGUGACCUACGUAGUCCGUUACAAACUGGAUGCGAUAAGUCAUCCGGAACACUUAUUGCAUACAGAUAGGGUCUAUUAUUGGCCAGUAAAAUGUGUUGCUGUACAAUGUCGGUGAUAGCAAUUUUACUAUUUGUGCGUUGUUUGUAUAGUAGCAAUAUUUGCCUACGUUUAAAACCACAUAUUCUUAAUACCUAUUUUAACUAUAGAGUUGUGUAUAGACUG